Messenger RNA from Nerophis ophidion (straightnose pipefish), 1414 nucleotides. It is a transcript of the gene uchl3, whose product is annotated as ubiquitin carboxyl-terminal esterase L3 (ubiquitin thiolesterase). Gene Ontology annotation, molecular function: cysteine-type deubiquitinase activity. The transcript is spliced from 9 exons. Gene Ontology annotation, biological process: ubiquitin-dependent protein catabolic process; protein deubiquitination. Gene Ontology annotation, cellular component: cytoplasm. The record is from RefSeq and is a predicted model, not a curated record. The coding region runs from base 259 to 951 and encodes 230 amino acids. NCBI's taxonomy places the organism in Eukaryota, Metazoa, Chordata, Actinopteri, Syngnathiformes, Syngnathidae.
UAAAAGUGAUUUAUUUGAAGUUUAAAUGACCAUAGCAUUUAUUUAUUGAAUAUCAAUAUUACUUUAAAUUCGUGUUAGUUUUGCAACACGUCUAACAUGAUCUACAUUUCCGUCGUCGUAUAAAUUAGAGAUUCAGACUCCCCUUCGUUGUGGUUAAAUACUAAGUUCCGUGUGCCGACGCGGAAGCGAGAGCAAGCGAAGCCCAGCUGUCAAAAUCUGUCUCUUCUCGCCACAAACCUAACUUAAAUUGUUUUGAAAAUGAGCUAUCCGCGUUGGCUGCCUCUGGAGUCUAACCCCGAAGUCAUGACGAAAUUUGUCAAUUCUUUGGGUAUGAAGCUCAGUUGGCAGUUUGGAGAUGUUUAUGGCUUGGAUCCAGAGCUUCUCAGCAUGGUGCCUCGACCUGUGUGCGCUGUGCUGCUCCUCUUCCCCGUCACAGAGAAGUAUGAAGCCUACAAACAAGAGGAAGAAGACCGUCUGAAAAAGCAACUGCAAGAAGUCUCUCCAAACAUCUUCUUCAUGAGGCAAACCAUCAGCAAUGCUUGCGGAACAAUAGGAUUGAUCCACGCCGUGGCCAACAACCUUGCACACCUGGAAUUUGAAUCUGGCUCUCCUCUUAAGAAGUUUGUGGAGCUCACCUGUAAAAUGAAUCCAGAAGAACGAGGUGCUUUCCUGGAGAAAGAUGAGAGUAUUCGUGUCACACAUGAGUCCAGCGCACAGGAGGGACAGACUGAGGCGCCAAGUUUAGACGAUAAAGUCAACCUUCACUUUAUAGCUUUUGUGAACGUCGGAGGACAAUUGUACGAGCUAGAUGGGCGGAAACCUUUCCCUAUUUGUCACGGAAAAACAUCGGAGGGUACUCUCUUAGAGGAUGCUGUGGAGGUUUGUAAGACUUUCAUGGCCCGCGACCCGCAGGAAAUCCAUUUCACCAUCAUCGCCCUCUCCAAAGAUUAGUAGCGAGUCAAGACGUGAGCGGAGAAAACUCUUUACUGCCAAACAUUCUCAAGUGCUGACUUUAUCUUGCGUCCUAGUGCUGAUUUGGAGCGAGCUAACAAACAUUUCUAAAUUGAAACACAUCAUUUCCACUAAUUUAUUUACUCUUUGGAGUUUGAUGAGAUUGCAGGUGAAUCACAGAAGCGCUAGCUCAGUAAUUGCACUAAAACUGUUUACGUAGCAUGUUUGCGUUUCGGCGAGGGAGAAAUUGAGCAUAGUUUUCACGGCACGGCGGAAAGAAAGCAGUUUGUGGUCGUUCAGACAAAAUUACACUGUUAUGAAGCACUUAUUAAUUAAAGCAUGUCUCAUCCUCUACUUCCUGUACGUGAGGCCAAGUUAAGACUGUAUGUCCUUGUAAAAGGUGCCUACAUUUUUUGUAAUAAUAAAAAAAAAACAAGACUUGUCAAUUAAAUACUAAAUGUGA